Psammomys obesus (fat sand rat) is the source of this 840-nucleotide messenger RNA. It is a transcript of the gene Kcnip4, whose product is annotated as potassium voltage-gated channel interacting protein 4. The record is from RefSeq and is a predicted model, not a curated record. Gene Ontology annotation, biological process: regulation of potassium ion transmembrane transport. Gene Ontology annotation, molecular function: potassium channel regulator activity; calcium ion binding. The coding region runs from base 133 to 822 and encodes 229 amino acids. The transcript is spliced from 8 exons. Lineage: Eukaryota; Metazoa; Chordata; Mammalia; Rodentia; Muridae. Gene Ontology annotation, cellular component: voltage-gated potassium channel complex.
CCUCCUCUCUCCCUGCUCUCCUCCUCCCUUCUCCAGCUGUAGCCUUCUUAAUGUAGUUUAAUGGCUUUACAAAGAAAGCCAGGGUGAGGAGCGCUUCUCAGUGGCUGUGGCUGGACCAUGACCUAGCUGACCAUGAACUUGGAGGGGCUUGAAAUGAUAGCAGUUCUGAUCGUCAUUGUGCUUUUUGUUAAAUUAUUGGAACAGUUUGGGCUGAUUGAAGCAGGUUUAGAAGACAGCGUGGAAGAUGAACUGGAGAUGGCCACGGUCAGGCAUCGGCCUGAAGCCCUGGAGCUGCUGGAAGCCCAGAGCAAAUUCACCAAGAAAGAGCUUCAGAUUCUUUACAGAGGAUUUAAGAAUGAAUGCCCCAGUGGUGUUGUUAAUGAAGAAACCUUCAAGGAGAUUUACUCUCAGUUCUUUCCACAGGGAGACUCUACAACAUAUGCGCAUUUUCUGUUCAAUGCAUUUGAUACGGACCACAACGGAGCUGUGAGCUUUGAGGAUUUCAUCAAAGGUCUUUCCAUUUUGCUUCGAGGGACGGUACAAGAAAAACUCAACUGGGCAUUUAAUUUGUAUGACAUAAACAAAGAUGGCUACAUCACUAAAGAAGAAAUGCUGGACAUAAUGAAAGCAAUAUAUGACAUGAUGGGAAAAUGCACAUAUCCUGUCCUUAAAGAAGAUGCUCCCCGACAGCAUGUGGAGACCUUUUUCCAGAAGAUGGACAAAAAUAAAGAUGGUGUCGUUACCAUAGAUGAGUUCAUUGAAAGUUGCCAGAAAGAUGAAAACAUAAUGCGCUCCAUGCAGCUCUUCGAAAACGUCAUCUAACGUGUCAGCACAUCCUCG